This is a messenger RNA of Benincasa hispida (wax gourd), 1743 nucleotides long. Its product is annotated as glucan endo-1,3-beta-glucosidase 5-like. NCBI's taxonomy places the organism in Eukaryota, Viridiplantae, Streptophyta, Magnoliopsida, Cucurbitales, Cucurbitaceae. Gene Ontology annotation, biological process: carbohydrate metabolic process. The record is from RefSeq and is a predicted model, not a curated record. Gene Ontology annotation, molecular function: hydrolase activity, hydrolyzing O-glycosyl compounds.
UCCACACAAAAAUAUGGGACACCGAAAAUGGGGAUCAUUAUUAUUGGCUUUGGUGGUUUGCUGUUUGGGUUAUGAAGAAGGGUUAUUUGUAAAAGGUGGGUUAGGGUUUGCUUGUAACUGGGGGACGCGGUCGAGCCAUCCCCUCCCACCGGAUAUUGUGGUUAAGUUGAUGAAGGACAAUGGGUUCAGUAAGGUCAAGCUAUUUGAAGCUGACCCAGGGGCUCUUCAAGCUCUUGGGAAUUCUGGUCUUCAAGUUAUGCUCGGAAUACCUAAUGAAUUCUUGGCACCGCUUGCUAGUAGUGUACGAGUUGCUGAGAAUUGGGUCUCCAAAAAUGUUUCUUACUUCGUUUCUAAUUUUGGCACCGACAUCAGGUAUGUAGCCGUGGGGAAUGAACCUUUCCUAAACGCCUACAACGGUUCAUUCCUUCAAACCACCUUCCCAGCACUGCAAAACAUUCAAGCCGCCCUAAUAAAGGCCGGUUUGGGGCGGCAAGUGAAGGUCACAAUCCCACUAAACGCCGACGUUUAUGAAACCGGCAACGGCCUCCCUUCCGGUGGCAACUUCCGGCCGGACAUCCGUGAUUUGAUGGUCAACAUCAUCAAGUUCCUCAGCAACAAUGCCUCUCCUCUCACCAUCAACAUCUACCCUUUCCUUAGUCUCAAUGCCGAUCCACAUUUCCCCAAGGAGUAUGCCUUCUUUAGCGGCAAUGCCGCACCCGUCAUUGAUGGUUCGAUCUCCUACACCAAUGUUCUUGAUGCCAAUUUCGACACUCUCGUCUCUGCUCUCGAGAAGAAUGGUUUCUCCUCCAUGCCUCUCAUCAUUGGGGAAGUUGGAUGGCCGACCGAUGGAGAUCCUAAUGCCAAUAAUGCUAACGCUCAAAGAUUCAAUCAAGGUCUAAUCGAGCGCAUCAAUCGCCGUCAAGGCACACCAAAGCGGCCAGUGCCAACAGACACAUACAUCUUCGCCAUCAUCGACGAGGAUGCGAAGAGCAUUCAACCAGGGAGUUUUGAGCGACAUUGGGGAAUUUUUAAUUACGACGGAACAAUCAAAUGCUCUUUAAACAUGGGAAAUAGAAAGCCCUUGGUUCCAGCCAAAGGAGUUCAAUACUUAUCCAAACAAUGGUGCGUAAUGUCACCGCAAGCGAGUCUCUCCGAUCCGAAUCUCCCGAACAGCGUCGCUUAUGCUUGCGACCACGCUGAUUGCACCAGCCUUAGCUACGGUUCGUCCUGUGGCAACCUUGACGCUAGAAGCAACGUUUCGUAUGCUUUCAAUGCCUAUUUUCAAACAAUGAAUCAGAGUUCAAAUGCCUGCAAAUUUUCGAACCUAGCUACAAUUUCUACUGUCGAUCCGUCUCCGUCUAAUCAGGGUAAUGGCAGAGAUGGAUGUCGAUUUGGAAUUAUGAUUGAUACGACGAAGAAGCGCCAUCUUGCACGGCCACCGAGAACUUCGUCGGCGUCUACAUUGAGAAUAGGGCAAAUUAGCUACUGCCAUUGGAUCGGUUUCCUUCUCGCGCUUUCCAUUUUGAUCAUGAAGAAUUGAUCUCUCUGAUGUAUGAAUUUUUUUUUUAUGGAAUUAUUGUAUUUAUUCUUUUUAACUCUCAAAUAUGGUACAUGUAUCUAUCUAUCAAGCAUUUUCUAAAGAUAAAUGUAGGAUAUAUUAUAGAAAAUGGCUAUGAGCUUUGUAUUUCUUUCAAUAAUAUUUAUGAACUUUCAAAACUUUCAAAGAAAAAAGGGAAAAAUUUA